AUGGACAAGGAUGAGGAGAUUUUUAGUGGACACAACGGCAAGACACCAGCCUCACUAGCCGUAAAGCCCACAAAGCCUAGAGCGUGCAUACCGCUUGUUACCCCCUACCAAAAGGAUUUUACAACGGAACUAUGUUUUUGCCGUUCUUGUGACAUUGUGCUCUUCACAGCUCCGGAUGCUUCCUUACUGAAUCGACUACUUAAUAAACUUUACACUAAAGUGGUACUACCGUCACGAACGCUCGCUGAGACCUACACGCGCCUUCUCUCGAGCCAUUCCGUUUUCUCUACGGGUGACUCCGUGCUGGACACGAUACUUUCUGGAGGACUUUUCACUGGCGACCACGUCGAAGUUUGUGGACCACAAGGAAUUCGGACCUUGUUUUGUCACCGCGUCGCAGCCCAUCUACUGAAAAAUGAUUCCCAUGCAUCUGUAUUGUAUGUCGAUAGCGCGUGUAACUUUCGCCCCGAACUUUUUGUUGAGCAUUUUGGAUGCUCAUCGGACCUACUCAAGCGCGUGCAGGUUUUACAUACACACCAGUUGUCUCAGCUUCUGCGUUUCCUCGAUCACCUCCAACAGGGUAAGCUCAGAUCACAAAAGGAAACGGAUUCCGGCGCGUCCACAUCGGCGAGUUCAUUAUGGCCUCGACUUAUAAUCAUCGAUUCGAUGUCUGAGCUUGUGAACCCCCUUUUGCUGUGCAACGAAGAUCUCGUCUGUGUUUUGGGCCUUCUUAACCACGUCGGCAUAACCCUUCGCAGCGUAGCUACUCACCAGAGAUUGGUAGUACUUACUACGAACGAUUUUGCUAAUGGGGAGCCAGCUCUUGGCAAAAUGUGGACUGGAAGUCCCCAUGUGCGUCUGUUAAUCAACGAAAACUCGACUUCUUUAAUAAAUGCACAAACCGUGACAGUAUUGAAAAGUGUCAGGGAAAUAAAGUUUUAGAUGAAGUGAUCAUCUCGCUGCAAAUCAGAGAGUCAUGUAUAUAUUUCGUAUACAUAUAAUUUCUAGUUAAAAAGGAAAAAUCGCUUUCACUGUUGACGCAGCAUAUAUUUUUACCAAAUUUAUAUCACGUACGGCACAAUUGCCAGUAAUAUACAUCAGGAUAAUUAAGCAAGUUACUUAGGUGACUCGCGUUGUUUAAGUAUCCAUAAU
Messenger RNA from Varroa destructor (honeybee mite), 1152 nucleotides. Its product is annotated as DNA repair protein RAD51 homolog 4-like. The record is from RefSeq and is a predicted model, not a curated record. NCBI's taxonomy places the organism in Eukaryota, Metazoa, Arthropoda, Arachnida, Mesostigmata, Varroidae. Gene Ontology annotation, biological process: DNA strand invasion; double-strand break repair via homologous recombination; reciprocal meiotic recombination. Gene Ontology annotation, molecular function: four-way junction DNA binding; ATP-dependent activity, acting on DNA; single-stranded DNA binding. Gene Ontology annotation, cellular component: replication fork; microtubule organizing center; Rad51B-Rad51C-Rad51D-XRCC2 complex.